Messenger RNA from Brassica napus (rape), 2254 nucleotides. RefSeq names its product CBL-interacting serine/threonine-protein kinase 19-like. The record is from RefSeq and is a predicted model, not a curated record. Lineage: Eukaryota; Viridiplantae; Streptophyta; Magnoliopsida; Brassicales; Brassicaceae. The transcript has a single exon. Gene Ontology annotation, molecular function: protein kinase activity; ATP binding. Gene Ontology annotation, biological process: signal transduction; protein phosphorylation. Bases 178 to 1620 code for a protein of 480 amino acids.
AGCAAUUCGGAAACAAGUUUCCAAAUAUACACAAAGAAGAAUUCUAUUUCUGGUAAACCUCCUAAAAACAGAACAUAGACAAAGCAAAGAAUACGCAAAGGAAGGCGAGAGGGAGAGAGAAAGAUUAUCUUCUUCUACCAUUUCACAACGAAAGAGACCAAAAACCUCUCGUUUCAAAUGGCGGAAUUGCUGAGAAAAGUAAAAUCUAUGAAGAAGAAGGAUAAGAGCAACACACAAGCUCUAAUCCUGGGCAAAUACGAAAUGGGAAGACUUCUCGGCCACGGAACCUUCGCCAAGGUGUACCUUGCGCGCAACGCAACCACCGGAGAAAGCGUCGCGAUCAAAGUGAUCGACAAAGAGAAAGUCCUCAAAAGCGGUUUGAUCGCACACAUCAAACGCGAGAUCUCCAUCCUCCGCCGCGUCCGCCACCCGAACAUCGUCCAGCUCUUCGAGGUCAUGGCCACCAAGUCCAAGAUCUACUUCGUCAUGGAGUACGUCAGAGGCGGCGAGCUCUUCAACAAAGUCGCCAAAGGGAGGCUUAAAGAAGACAUCGCCCGUAAAUACUUCCAGCAGCUCAUCUCCGCCGUGUCCUUCUGCCACUUCCGCGGCGUUUACCACCGCGACCUCAAACCGGAGAAUCUCCUCCUGGACGAGCACGGGAACCUGAAGGUCUCAGACUUCGGUCUCAGCGCGGUCUCUGAUCAGAUACGACAAGACGGUCUCUUCCACACAUUCUGCGGGACCCCUGCUUACGUGGCACCGGAGGUUCUCGCGAGGAAAGGCUACGACGGAGCUAAGGUGGACAUCUGGUCGUGCGGAGUGAUCCUCUUUGUGUUGAUGGCGGGGUUCCUCCCUUUCCACGAUCGGAACGUUAUGGCUAUGUAUAAAAAGAUUUACAGAGGAGACUUCAGGUGCCCUAGAUGGUUCCCGGUUGAGAUUAACCGGUUAUUGAUUCGAAUGCUCGAGACUAAACCGGAGAGACGGUUUACAAUGCCGCAGAUUAUGGAGACUGGUUGGUUCAAAAAAGGGUUUAAACAUAUUAAGUUCUACGUUGAGGAUGAUCACAAGCUCUCUAGCGCUGACGAUGAUAUCGAGUCGGUCGAAUCGGUGUCCGAACGGUCUUCCACGGUGUCUGAGUCGGAGUUUGAGUCGGUUGACGCUAGGAGAAGAUCAAUGCCGUUGAUGCCUAGACCGGCUAGUUUGAAUGCUUUUGAUCUCAUUUCGUUUUCUCCCGGUUUUGAUCUUUCCGGUUUGUUUGAUGAUGAUGGUGAAGGGUCGAGGUUUGUGUCCGGGGCUCCGGUUAACCAGAUUAUAUCGAAGCUGGAGGAGAUUGCGAAGGUUGUGAGCUUUACCGUGAGGAAGAAGGAUUGUAGAAUGAGUCUUGAAGGUUCGAGAGAAGGGAGUGUGAAUGGUCCGUUGACUAUUGCUGCUGAGAUAUUUGAGUUGACUCCAGCUUUGGUUGUUGUUGAGAUGAAGAAGAAGGGUGGUGAUAAAGUGGAGUAUGAUGAGUUUUGUAAUAAGGAAGUGAAACCGAAGUUGCAGAAUUUGAGUGCGGAUAAUGGAGAAGCGGUUUCUGCGUCACGUUCUUUGCCAGCUUAUAUGCUUUCUGAUACUGAUUAGGAAGAUGAAAAUUGUUUUUUUCUGUUUUCUUUUUUCAACUGGAUUUUUGAAGCUGCUUAUUGGUUUAGGUUUUGGUUCGAGAUUGUGAUCUUCUUGUUCCUUGCUUGGUGUAAGAGACAUCAGACUUUAGAGCUAAAGAGAGUGGUGAGAUAUAUGAGUCUUGAUGUAUAAAGAUCGAAUAAAACAAGUUACUUUUUCGCGUAUUGAUCUUUUCGUAUUUUGGUGUGGGGUUGGAAUUGAUGCAUUUUCGAUGUAGAGAUUCAAAAUGUGUAAACACAUUUUACUCAAAAAGUGUUUUUAUGCAUUCCCAAAAAUAAAGUACGUAUUCAAAAGCCAUAGAGCGAACUUUUCUCGUAUCAAACGACCAAAAGAAUGAAUGUGAAAACUCAGCUAUGGUGGUUCCGUGAAUGUUCCAAGAGUUUCUAAGACUGCAUACCCAUGGUAGGUUUGUUGUCCGUGACUUGCCUUAUUUGAUUCCAAUCAGUCCCUAUCAAUCAAACAUGGACUUGAAGGACUUAAUCGUGAUAAAAUCUUAUUAGCGUGAUCAAAUUCAUUAUUUUGCGAUCAAAAUCUCCUUGGACCAAAAAAUAUAUCGUCUUGUGUUACUAUCCUUUAUUUUAUUUCUUUUAUGUCC